GGACUUAGGCCACUCCCAACUACAGAACUACCAACAAUGAUAUAUGAAAGCAGCAAGGUAAAGUUUUCCAAAGCAUCAGCUGUAGCAGCAGCAAAGGCACCACCGACCAUGGCAUCAAAACCGGCACCGAUGUCAACUGCAGCUUCGAAACUUGAUGCAAGGGUAGAUGUGAGCAAGACAGCUGGCAAUCCACGAAUAAAACAGCUACAGGAGCUGUUUACGAAACCUGAUGGUGUGCCAAUCCAUCUAAAGCGAGGAGCUGUGGACAGAGUUCUCUUCUCUUCCACCAUGGUGCUAUGUGGAAUUUGUGUUGCCUAUACUGCCUACACAAUAUAUGACAUGGCUUUUCCAAAAAAAUCACAAUAACAAGUCCUCGUGUUAUUAGGAAAUAUAUUUGGGGGGAGCAGCAGUUUUAUUAGCAUUGGUGAAGUUCAAAACCUACAUGAACUGCAUAGACCAAUAUUACACUCAGUUAAUUUGAAAAUAUCUUUGUAGAAGAUGUGUGCAUUAA
Molecule: messenger RNA, 511 nt
Organism: Priapulus caudatus
Lineage: Eukaryota; Metazoa; Priapulida; Priapulimorpha; Priapulimorphida; Priapulidae
Product: cytochrome c oxidase subunit 7A-related protein, mitochondrial-like
Biological process (GO): mitochondrial respirasome assembly; regulation of oxidative phosphorylation; mitochondrial electron transport, cytochrome c to oxygen
Source: RefSeq, a predicted model, not a curated record